Molecule: messenger RNA, 714 nt
Organism: Schistosoma mattheei
Lineage: Eukaryota; Metazoa; Platyhelminthes; Trematoda; Strigeidida; Schistosomatidae
Source: the annotation of a GenBank genome assembly
AUCCUUAUUACUGAAGACUGACACUUACUCUUCUGAAAGUUAUUGUAUACUGAAAGACGGGGAAUUUUGACUGUUGAGGGUCACUGGUCCACAUUGUUCUCAUAUUGGGUUGGCUCUUGCUCCAAUAAGCUGUAGUUUGAUCAUAUACUCGUAGCGAUGCCGAUUGCUCCAAAUACAUAUCGGGGCGUUUCCCAACCAUCAUGUUUAGCCAAAGUAAAGUUUGGAUUUUUAAUGGGGUUCUGUGUCGGUGUAGCAACUGGUGCUAUAUUCGGCGGAUUCAAUUGUUUAAGAUAUGGUUUACGUGGACGUGAAUUAAUUCAAACGGUUGGCAAAGGCAUGUUUCAAGGUGGAGGUACAUUUGGCAUGUUUAUGGCUAUAGGAACUGCCAUCCGUUGUUAAUAAUCCUCUCAUUAGUUUUUUGACAUCUCAAUUCCAUGUAUGCCUUCUUCGAUCUGUUUUGUUCUUCCCAAAUGCAGAAAUGACCUGUAUCUACUAACAUUCUAUGGUGUGCUUAUGAUGAGGAAACAAUGCUUAGAUUUAGGAGUCAUAGUAUUUUACUAUCUACUUAUCUUUUCUUGUUCCGAACAUUGAUUCGUUUUAAUGUAUGACCAAAUGAUGACUGAAUUUAUUGAGUAUGAAAUAUUAUUUAAAGUUGCUGAUAAGCUUUUUUCAAUAAUCCAUGUACAUAAAUAUACAUUACACCGUAGUGAUUAA